AGCGCGAGAGCGAACUGUUGCGCCUGCGCCCCGACGCGGUGUCGGCUCGCAAACGGGGGAAUCUCGCACACGGUGACGAGGAGCCCGAGGAGCGAGAGGAACCUUCUCCUGGUGGACGAGUUCCCAACUUGAGGGCAGUUAAAAUUACGUCCCUGUGGAAGAUCGCUUUUCUUCUGCAUCGAGCGACCCUGCGUUCGCUCUUUGGUGGUUCGUGUUCGUUGCGUUGCGGGAUCUCCCCAGCGCGGCGUUCGCUGAAGUUCUGGAACUCUAGGGAACCACCAUCUGUUGUUAUGUUUCACCGCUGAUGAACAAAUGGAUGGUUAAAAAAACUCCCACAAAAUUCCAAUUAUAAUCUAACUUUUCGAAAAGGACAUACUUGAUCGUAAAAGUUAAUCAUUGGCUAAAGAACAAAAAGACUAAGAAAGUAGUUAAAAAUUAAUAGCAAGGAAUAUCUGCAGUAUGGCAUACCAUGUCGAUGAGAUCUUUGCAGAAGUUUCGGUUCUAAUCUUAUUUAAUUAAUGCGGAUGCUGUUGGCAAAAAGAUAAUUAACUGUAGUUCAUCAAUAAAAGUAAAGUGGUAAAAAUUAAAUCUGACAAGUAGUGACAAAUUUUUGAACUGGACUUAUUCUUUUAAGAAACGCGAUUUUACAGAGCUCCAUUUUUAACGUAAUUUGUUAAACUAAUGACUAUCAUAUCUGACCAAUAAGAACUCCAAAGAGAAGUAAUUAAAAGUUUAACUCAUGACAAGGCGAAAUUUUUCAGUAGCUGAAACAUUAACAAAUCGCUCAGAUAUUCAGGAAGAUCUCGUUUUGAAGUAAGUUUCCAAACAAGACGUCAUUUACCAAAAACUAGUAAAACAGUGAAGGCAAAGAGAUCAUAAAAUGAACUUUAAAAAUAAAUUUAGCAAAUGAAGUAAAACUUUCGUGAACUGGAGUUACACUGCCAAAUACUUGAAUUCUUCCGGAGUAUUCUGACACCUGUUGAUACAGGAACACAAAACAAAAAAGUAUUAUAUUUGGCAACUGUCAUAACGAAACUUUGUGGAAGCCACAGUUACUACAGGAAUAAGGUCUUUAAUUAUUUCUGGACGUAUAUUUUAAAGGUAAGCUUUCCACCUAAAGCAUUGUAUACAAGAGGUUGUAUUAGCCAUGCAGUACGAGAAAUUUCAGGCGUCUUGGGAAACAGCGCCUGUAGGACCAUAUAAUGUGAGAUUUUGACUCCUGCUUGAUUUGAACGUAACACAGGAAGAAGGCGUGACCUGAAUACAACUAUGGAUAUCCCAGUCGCGAUUGAAACGGGGGAUUUGACAACUACUUACCCAGAUGACGAUGUCACGGGGCAUAACUACAGUGGAAAUUACAGCGACGACUACUGGCUCCCAGAUGCGAAAGACCUGCACAUUCUGAUGAACGUCACUAGGGAUGUACCACUCAAAUAUGCCAUGCCACUUUUUGGGUACAUCAUGCCUUUCCUCCUUCUUGUCACCAUCAUCGCCAACACGCUCAUUGUGGUCGUCCUCGCUCAAAGACACAUGAGGACGCCGACCAACCUGGUGCUCUUGGCCAUGGCCAUUUCAGAUCUUUUGACUCUCCUCUUCCCAGCUCCUUGGUAUUUUUAUAUGUAUACCCUGAACCACCACUCUGAUCUCUUGUUUCCACCAUCGACGUGCUACGCCUACCACAGUAUGAUAGAGGCUGUACCAGCUUUCUUUCACACUGCCUCCAUAUGGCUUACCCUCUUACUUGCUGUUCAGAGGUAUAUCUAUGUAUGCCAUCCUACCACUGCGAGAACCUGCUGCACAGUACCGAAAGUAUGGAGAGCCAUGGCUUGGGUCUAUGUCCUCGCCUUUGUGCAUCAGUCAACUCGUUUCUUCGACAGAGUCUUUGAAGCUGUGCGUUUCCGUUGGAGAGGUGGUAUCCAUGAGGGCUGCAUUUUCAUGACAGCCCAAUGGGUAACGGACACCAUCACUGAAAAUAUCUACUACACAAUGUACUACGGGUUCCGAAUACUCUUCGUGCACGUUGGUCCUUGCCUAGCGCUGGUCAUUUUCAACGUGUUGUUGUUCUGGGCACUGCGAAAAGCUCAGCUCAAGCGGCAAAAAUUGUUCAAAGAAAACCGUAAAAGUGAGUGCAAAAAGUUGCGAGACAGCAACUGCACCACUCUGAUGCUGAUCGUGGUAGUGACUGUUUUUCUUGCCGUUGAGAUCCCACUGGCUGUGACCACCCUCUUACACGUGAUGCAGAACGCACUGGAUUUGCAUAUAGCAGACUAUGAUGACCUUAAUUCGACUAUCUUGUUCACCAAUUUUUUCAUAAUGCUGAGCUAUCCAGUCAAUUUUGCUAUUUAUUGUGGUAUGAGUCGCCAGUUCAGAGAAACCUUCAAAGAUCUCUUCUUGCAAGGAAAAAUAGCAAGUGGCCGGGAGGGCUCUUCCCGAUAUUCGCUGGUAAACGGACCUCGUACAUCCACCAACGAAACUAUUCUGUAGGCGGAGUCAAAGGAAAUUGGAUGGGCUCACUUAUUAGAAAAGCAUCAUUAAAUACUGUCUGUCGACGAAGAGAGCGACCAUGAGCACAAAACGUGCUUGCUUCUAUCCGAUUUAUUUACGAGACACAAUCGGGUGCUGCGAGAAAACCAAUUUAUGUUUUUAUUUCUUAAAUCUCUUCAAGAAAUCAAAGGUAAGUAUAACCCACAGGGUAGAGGCUAAAGAUACGAAAAGGUCGUUUUAACAUCCUACCUACUCCUAAUUUGCCGAAACUUUUCAACUUGACAUUUUUAUGGACGAGUCAAAACAUUCUAACAUAGUGCCAAACAGGAUCGCCCUACUCGUGGUCAGACAGUAGUUCAGAUGCACUUCAAGAAACGAAAAUGACUUACGAUAAUAUAUUCCCAACGUUACGCCUGUUGAAGAGUUCAAAUGUUUACUUAAGCCCGAAAAGUGGUUCGUUUUGCUUCUCAAAUCAAACCGAACAUCUAUUGAAAAGCUAUUUUUAUCUGAAGCAAAGAUGGGAAGGAAACAUGGCAGACUUUUAAAAACGUUUUGCUUAUGUCUUUAAAAGAACAAGACCACAAUGACGAAUACAUGUUAAAAAUGCUUAUUAAUAUUGUUUUAUUACGUACUUACAUAUAUAAAUAUAAAUAUAAAUAUAUUCCCACGUUUCAAAAAGAUUGCAUCGCUGAAUAUCUCUUGAAUGAUUUGUCGUACUAGUUUAAAGAAAGAAUCACAUAAACGAGACAUUUAGACGAUGAUGAUUUCGGUCACAUAACACAUUUCUGAAAACAUUCAUGACUUAAAUUUUGCAUGGGUUGCACAAUAAAAAGCAAUUAAGUAAAAAAAUGAGUCUGAUAGCUAAAUUAGUCUAAUAAAAUAAAAGCCCUUAACUAUGUAAUCAAAAUUAUGUAAAUUAAAAUUUUCAGCUGAUAAUUGAGAACGUACAAAUACACAUUUUCGAACACAAACUUCUAAAAAAUGCUGCAUACUUAAAAAUACGUGAUAGUAAAAGAAGGGUUUCGAAUUUCUGUUAUAGUAAUACUGUGGAUAAGUAUUCUUGAAUUUUCCGCGGUAGAAAUUCAAUUAAAGCUAUAAAAUCGACAUUUUAGCCGUUAGUUCUAUUGGAUGAAAAUGGACCGAGUCAUAUAAUUUUAACAGCUUUUCAAAGAUGAGCUUUAUAUAACACAAAAAUUUAGAAGUAUUUAGUAUUUUAAUAUUCUAUAUUUCAAAUAUGACCCAGACGCACAAAAAACUGAUAAAAGUGAAACAGUUAAAUGCUUGCAAAUCAUAACAUUACUCGAAGUAAUUCUUUUCCCCAUCCCGCGCACCAAAAAAUCUUUCCCACUGUUCUAGAAGUUAUUUCAAAGAAGAAGUCCUAGGAGUUGUUUCUUUUCUUCAAAGGAAGGAACUCGGCUAGAAAUGUAUCCAUUCUCAAACUGCAGUGGAAGUGAAAUGUGCUGCAAAAUGCUAGAUAGUAAUGUGGAGGCAAAUCCAUUCAUCAACAAAGACGUGAUCUCUGUACUGUCGUAAAGCUUCAUCGAAAUUUGAAAGCCUAAGAUCUCUUCCCAUUACUAAAAACUGCAGGAUAAUUCUUUUUCAUGUUGAUAAAAGUUCUUUCUACUUACUUAUGAUUCUCACGGGUGACUAAAACGUUAGAGCUCUCACUCUAUUACAAGUAAUAUCUGAUAGUUGAACUACUCAAUACCGCUUACUUUGCACAAUUCUUUGCAGCAUAAAUCGCAGAGCAAAAAAAAUCCAGUAGUAAGGGUGACAUUUGAAAGCUCCGUUGCAGUAAGAUAAGAAAUACUAGGUAAUUAGAAUUUUAUAAUCAGUAAUUAGAGCUUUUCUUGCAGAAGAAUUGUACAAAAACUUCAAAAUUUGAUAAUUUUACAAAGAAGAAUGGCGUAAUUAAUAUCUCCACAGUUUGAAACCCUAUCGUAUUUGUUAAACUUAAGUUAGAAGCUUACGACACCUCGCUCAAGAUUUCUUUUCUCAUGCAAUCUUUUUGGAGCAUCAUGUAUAUCUAAUCUUAUAUUAAUGUGUCUGAUUGGGUGUUUAAGCACAUUUUAAAAGCUGUGGACGAAUGUAAGCGCCAAAUACUUCAAUAUGAUGUGUAUUUACUUUUUCAAACUUCACUAAAUUAUCAAAAUCCCUGUGUUGGUUUAUGUGUGUUGUGUGAAUGGGGCACAUUUCUCCGUAUAGUUCCUCAUUCUAAAUCAAAGUUUCUUAAAGGAAAGGUAAUCCCACUUUUGUAUUUGGCGCUCUCUGGUCUCUUUGCAACAUUACGUGUAUCAGUGUUUUCUUCUUAUGGCCCUGCAACGCAACCUGUCGGGCGAUUCUGCUACUACUCGGGGCUCUAGUGGAAGACCCGAGGGGUGUGUAUGCCAGGUGCCGGUUAAAAUGUCUGCCUUACUGCUGAUACCUUUCCUCUUCCGUUGUGAGCAUUUUGUGCGUGCACGAUCAAAACCAGUGAAGGUGCUUGUUGUGAAACUAAAUAAAUAUAUAAUUUUGCCUCA
This is a messenger RNA of Stegodyphus dumicola, 5003 nucleotides long. RefSeq names its product G protein-coupled sex peptide receptor (gene SPR). Gene Ontology annotation, molecular function: G protein-coupled peptide receptor activity. Lineage: Eukaryota; Metazoa; Arthropoda; Arachnida; Araneae; Eresidae. Gene Ontology annotation, cellular component: membrane. Gene Ontology annotation, biological process: G protein-coupled receptor signaling pathway. The record is from RefSeq and is a predicted model, not a curated record.